CGAAACUUUGCACAAUUGGGAGGUCACACUUAUAGAGGUCAGAGAACUCUGAGGAGAAGUGCACGUACAGGGCACCAGGGUUUUGCUCUCGUUUCCAGAUCCUCGACCGUCGUCCCUCUCUCUCUCUCUCUCUGGUGGGAGAGCGAGAAGGGAGUUGAAUGGCACUCUGUUGUUUAAGGGACCCAGAAGCUUUAAGGAUUUUCAAAACCAGCAGAUUGCGCCUGGUUGAUCAGCUAAGGCGUCAGAGAGUCGGGGUCCGAGCUUCCUCUGGAAAUUUUCCAAGCAUGGCUGCCCAGACAGGCCUCGGGAAGGAGCCGGGGAAAGUUCAGAUUUACCCCGAUAAGACGCGGGAGAUUUCGAACUACUGGCGAGACAAGUACGAAAAGGACGCCAAGAAGUACUGGGACAUAUUUUAUAAGAGAAACGAGAAUCGGUUUUUCAAAGAUCGUCACUACCUUGACAAGGAGUGGGGGAAAUAUUUCAACAGCAUGGGUAUCGAUGCAGGUUCUGCCAUCGCGGAUUCUGGGUCUGUUUCUGUCCAACACAGGCGAACCGUUUUGGAGGUUGGUUGCGGAACGGGAAAUACUGUGUUUCCUCUUACUGCUCAGUAUCCAGACUUAUUUGUCUAUGCAUGUGAUUUUUCUCCCCGAGCAGUGGAUCUUGUGAAGGCCCAUGAAGAUUUCACCGAAAGUAGGGUGAAGGCAUUCGUCUGUGAUGCUACUUCUGACUCUUUGGUCGAGACCAUUUCUCCGGCAUCAGUAGAUGUUGUCACUUUGGUUUUUAUGCUCUCUGCAGUUGGACCCGAUAAAAUGCCAGCCGUAGUACGCAACGUGAAGUCCGUUCUCAAGCCUGGUGGGCACAUAUUGCUUCGCGACUAUGCUGUGGGUGACCUUGCACAGGAGAGACUCAUGACCAAGGACCAAAUGAUAAGCGAAAACUUUUAUGUUCGAGGAGAUGGCACGCGCGCAUACUAUUUCUCAGAAGAAGGUCUGAAGAAACUAUUUGCAGAUGAAGGACUUGAAUGCAAGGAGAUGGUCGUGCACAAUCGGCAGUUGGAAAAUCGAGCCCGGAAGAUUAAAAUGGAUAGGCGGUGGAUCCAGAGUGUUUUUUACUUGCCGGAAGAGCGGAUGCCAACAGCAGGCAUUGAGUCACAAGUAGCUAGAGUUUCUGCCCCUCAAAAGUCACCCACGAUCUCUGAAUCUGGUCAUGUGAGAUCAUCUGCAGAGAGCGCAUCAGCAUGUCCCGAGAAUGGCACUUCUCACGAAGCAACAGAGGCCCUUGUUUCUAAGGAUCUUCACGAGGAGGAACUGAUAGUUGACCUCUCAGAAGGCGCUGCAGCCGAUUUGUUUGGUGGACCCCCUUCCCCUGAGCCAUUCGAAGUUGUGGUUGGAAAGCACACGGUGCACGCUCUUUGCCUGAAUGCUGAGAACCAGCACACUUUUGCGGCAACAGGCUUCAUGCUUUGGGAGUCAGCUUUGGCUCUAGCGACGUUGUUGGCCGUGAACCCCUCCUUUUUACGGGGGAAGACAAUACUUGAGGUAGGUUGCGGAUCGAUCGGGCUCUGCUCUUUGAUCGCAUCCCUAGCUGCCGAGAAAGUGUUCGCCACCGAUGGUGAUUCUGGGACCAUGGAUCUCCUUCGAGAAAAUCUUCAUCUCAACGAGGAAAACUUUCCUGUCCAGAAGAUAGCUCCACACAAACUGUAUUGGGGCCACGCAGACGAGACAGCAGCCUUGAAAGCAUCCAAUGGCAACAGGGGCUUCGAUCUGAUAAUAGGCUCCGAUGUAACAUAUGUCGAAGCAGCAGUGCCUCUUCUUUUUGAAACGGCCAGAUCUUUGCUACGUGAAACUUCUCCGGGGGCACAAGAACCACAGUUUUUAUUGUGUCAUAGAAUUAGGGGGGUCUCGGAAUCUGAGAUUUUGUCUGCUGCCGCUGCACAUGGUUUUCGAGUAGAAGGGUUGUGGACCUCGGACGGCUACGUAGCCGGCGAAGUAGAGAGAAGAAGGCGGUCAAACAUUGAGCUCUUGUUCAAAGAAGGUCUCGAAGACAUUGCCACCAAACAUAAUUCUCUUCGACUCCUUCUGUUGACUCCCAGUAGUUAGCCAAAGUUCAUUUUUUAGUAGUAUAAUUUAUACACAAGGUGUAUUCGCUGUGUACCUGACAAGCCUUGUACCCCAUUUUUUCUCAAUUGUUUCUUGCGGUUGAGUGCUCAAUUAAAGAAGCGUCGUUAUCUCGUG
This is a messenger RNA of Marchantia polymorpha subsp. ruderalis, 2234 nucleotides long. Lineage: Eukaryota; Viridiplantae; Streptophyta; Marchantiopsida; Marchantiales; Marchantiaceae. The record is from the annotation of a GenBank genome assembly.